Molecule: messenger RNA, 2575 nt
Organism: Homarus americanus (American lobster)
Lineage: Eukaryota; Metazoa; Arthropoda; Malacostraca; Decapoda; Nephropidae
Exons: 7
Coding region: 355-1893 (512 amino acids)
Biological process (GO): protein ubiquitination; protein peptidyl-prolyl isomerization
Molecular function (GO): metal ion binding; ubiquitin protein ligase activity; peptidyl-prolyl cis-trans isomerase activity
Source: RefSeq, a predicted model, not a curated record
GACAAGGGACACACCAUCUUCCCGCGUCACUUGACAACAACAAACUCGUCCAAAUUUUAUAUUUUUCUACAAAAUAUAAAAACUCGUGAUUUUUCCGCCUCCUCAACAUUAGACAAAGUUCUUGUUAAUAGAUGCGCUCUUUUGACUUUCUCCCCCACACCACUUCCUUUCUGAGAGACUUUCGGCAUCACGUCCAAGCACAGUAGUUAGUCGACCGAAAGCCCUCUGUCAGCAUCAGCCUUCAGUGAGAUUGUGGACCUACAGCAGAGUGGUCAAAUUGUACCUAACAUAACGCAGCAGGUGAUUAAUGCCAUAAGUAUUGCCAGUGAUCUACGGACUUCAUAAACCUCAGUGAUGGAUAACGACAAGCCAGAAGAGUGUAAAGUCUGUUUUGACAACUUUGAUGAAGCUCUUCGACGCCCACGCUCUCUGCCAUGUGGCCACACCUUCUGCACUGUCUGCAUUGUUGACAUGAUAAAGAACUCUCAGUUCACCUGUCCCAACUGCCGUGCUGACCACAACACUUUGGCUGUUACUGAUGUAACUCAACUUCCCAUAAACUAUGGGAUGGAAUCACUCAUAAGGAGACUUAAAGGUGUGUCGUUCAAGCCAGCACAAACAAAGGCACCAACAAAACCUCCUCAAGAUGGACCCAAAGGCAUUAGCAAGAAGUUCCGGUCCUUGUUGCAGGAGCAGAAGAACAACAUAAGCAGCCUCAUUACUGCCUGUGAUGAGAAACUGUCCCAGCUGGGAAAAUACGGGAAGAAGGUGAAACACUUGAAAACUGAGCACAACCUUCUUGAGGACAGACUGAAUGGUCUGCUGGAACAAAACAAGGCAGCAAAAGAACUUGUGGAGCAAGAGGAGACCAGUGUGGAGGAUAUGAGCACUAAAGGAGAGGAAGGAAAGCAGCAGCUACAGGCUGUGCUGGAGUGCCUCGAGACAGUUAACUCUGCUCAGGAAGUCGUCAUGGCCAUCGACGACGCUGAUCAGCGUAGUGUGGUGACAGAAGAUUGGAUCCAGAAGUGCCAGGAACAAUUCCCAAACGUGAACACUGUCCACACCUCAGUGAAGGUGCAGGAGAGCAUCGGGUUGGCCCUGGAGAUGAUACCCACAGAAGCUGCUGCCACAGCUGCCCCCCUCCACCUGGGAGACUCAGCCUCCACCAUCAUGGAGAAAUUUGAUGAAAUCACUACAAACAAAUUAACUGUUGAUGAUCUGGGCAGGAUGACUGAGGGUGUCAAGAGGCAGGUGGAGGCUGGCCGGGUGUAUGCUGUCCACCAAGACCAACACGGCCUCCGCUCCUCCAGGAUAACUACACAGUAUGGACGGCUCUACCUGCACACACUCCAGAGCCAGCCCGCGCCCCUUCACGCCCACACCAUCCAGUUCACCGACUUUGUGGGCGCCCUGGACUGUUCCUCCACCCUGGUAUUUCUUGACCUGGGCUGGGCCGGGUCAACAAGAGGCCGGGUUCACAUCCGGCUUAGCCCCGACACUCCACGAGGCAGACAAUUUACGUUGUUGUGUACGGGCCAGCGGGGCCACACCUACGCCAACACAAACUUUCUGAAGGUGUGUAACAAGGGUAGAGAGGGGGAGUGUGUGGUGGGUGGAGACUACCAGUAUAAUGAUGGUAAGGGAGGAGCCCCACUACUGCCUGACCUCCAGGGUGAUUACCGCGUGUCAGGGAGUGCGGGGGAUGUGGGGUGUUGUUAUGGUGGUGAUACCCGGGGUGUACAGUUCAGCAUCUCCACCAGGUACCGCUCUAGUUGGCUCAUUGAGGUGUUUGGUAAGGUGGAGAGCGGCCUGGAGGUGGUGAAGGCAGCAGUCAACCACAGUAACAUCAGGGAGGUGACUGUGGUUGACUGUGGUGUUGUGUUGACCAUCUAGUUCACUGUACCAUCACCAUCAUGUCACCAUCACAUCACCAUCACUUAAGUGUCACCAUCAUUUAUGUCACCAUCACCAUCACUUGUCACCAUCACCAUCAUGUCACUGUCACCUGUGUCACCAUCACCCUUAUGUCAACAUCACUUAUGUGUCACCAUCACUUAUGUCACCAUCAUCUCACCACCAUCCCUGUGUCACCUAACUUAACCUACCCCGUUUUCUGUGUAAAAGAAAACAAAAUCACCCAACCCUCCCUAACCUAACCACCAUGACACACUAUAGUGUCACUAUAACCACCACAACACUAUAGUGGCACUAUAUGUCACUAUAACCACCAUGACACACUAUAGUGUCACUAUAACCACCAUGACUACAGGUAUAUGUCACUAUAACCACCGACACACUAUACAGUAUGUGUCACUAUAACCACCACGACACACUAUAGUCACUAUAACCACCAUGACACACUAUAGUGUCACUAACCACCAUGACACUAUAUGUCACUAUAACCACCAUGACACUGCGUCACUAUAACCACCAUGACACUAUACAGUAUGUGUCACUAUAACCACCACGACACACUAUAGUGUCACUAAUCACCAUGAUACACUAUAGUGUCACUAUAACUGCCGUCACUUAAAACUCUUUUUAAUACUUUUAAGGAUAUAUUUUGCUACUGGUG